GUUAGCAAGGCUGAGAGAUGCCGGUUGUCAUAUUAGCUCGGGAUACCGGGAAGUAUGCACACCCUACAUACUAAUGAUCUAUUAUUGUUGUUAUGAGUCUGGAUUGGGUGUCCAGACAAGCUCAUCUAGACGCUAUCCGGCUCCACCGGCCCACUGCGAAUGACGAGGUCGGCUCGUUGGUUGCCUGAUAUCAUCCCAUCGGAUGACAUCAAGACAAGGUUGACUGUCGGCUUUCGGGUUUGCCGAACCUGACAGCCAAGUACUGCUCCUAUAAUAACUCUGAAAGAAGUAUAUAUUCUUGUACUGAUGCCCGGGAUGGUACCUGGUUGAUUCAGACAAUUCUACAAUCACUAUCUCUUCCAUAUAAAGCAUUCCGUUCCGCUUCUCGAUCUAAAUUUAGCAUAUACAUCAUGGUCGUUAACAUCACGGCCGAAGAUCCUCAACCCACCAUCCACAGCCACAUCAAUGGCACUACCGAAGAGAUUCUGGAUCGGCUCUGUGUCACCGAGCUUCUAAAGGGAUGGCCGGUUUACCGAGAUGCCUCUGAAUGGGCCCACUACCGGAAUUGUUUCGCCGAACAGGCUUACAUCUUUACUACAUGGAGCGGAGGCAUGCCCAUCGACGAAUUCAUCGAAGUCUCUAAAAAGGGCCGUCGAAAUGGCGACCACAUCAUGCACCGCGAAAACGGCACCCUCGUCGAGCUGAACUCCAAGACAGGCCGUGCUGUAGGUAAAAUGAAGGCCACCAUCACGCAGCGCUUCUCGUUCGAUGGCGUCGAAUUCGACGUCGAAUGUGACUGCCGCUUUAUCAUGUGGUGCCAGAAGGAUCCGGCCGGAUGGAAGGUUCACUACAAGCGCUUGUUCUACGAGAAGGAUAAGAUCAUGCCGGUGGACGGCAAGCAUGUGCCUGACUACUCGGAGGAGGAGCUCAAGCCGUAUCCGUAUGGAUACAGGUAUUUGGGUGCCUCUCAGGCGAGACUGGGGCAUAAGAUCAAGUUGGAUUUGCCGACUAUGGAGGAUAAUGAUAAGUUCCGAGGGAUGUAUGAGGCUAUGGAGAAGUGGUUGAGGGGGGAGGAUAUUAAGGAGACGUUGGGGAUUCCUGUAUAAAUUUAUUGGGACGAUAGGAAGGUUCUCUUGUAUAUAAUUUAUUGAUAUGAGGACAAUCAUUAUGACGAUCGUUACGAUUAUGAAG
Messenger RNA from Aspergillus welwitschiae, 1191 nucleotides. RefSeq names its product nuclear transport factor 2 family protein. The transcript is spliced from 2 exons. Bases 411 to 1106 code for a protein of 231 amino acids. The record is from RefSeq and is a predicted model, not a curated record. Lineage: Eukaryota; Fungi; Ascomycota; Eurotiomycetes; Eurotiales; Aspergillaceae.